AGGAGGGGCGGUACGGGGGUUACGGACGGUACGGUCGGCGGAGAGGGAAUCCCCGCCACUCGAGAUUCGGUAAAGCCCAAAUCACACUAGCGAUUGCCGAUUGCGAUUGACGAUUGACGAUUACUUUUCAACCAAUCAAAGCAAAGCAGUCGCCGAUUGAGAUUAGAGAUUGCCGUUUAGAAAGCGCUCUAUUUUAUAAUCGUCAAUCGCCAUCGGCAACCAAUCGUAGCCAAUAAAAUAAUCACGUGAUUAUUAUAAUCUAACAGAAUCAGUAAAGUACUUGUGCCCAUGGUGGACGUCUGUCGUAUCAUACGGAAAGCACUUUAAUUAUUAAAAUUUUAACUCUAAUUAUCAUAACAAUUAGUAAUGAUCAAGGUCCAUACUUGUGUUCUUGAUGGACGCCCUUGGUGGACGCCUGUGCCAUAAAUGUAAUAUCGUAAGAAAAGCACUACUUGAAGACAAUCAAGCUGAUAGCGAAGAAAGAAACAAUAAUCUUGUAAAUUCAAUUAGAAGCAAUAUGUAUUUUGAUACAAAUUUAGAGAAAUGGGUAUUGAUACCACCUGAUACAAAUGCAUCUUUACAUGCUUCACAUCAAGAUGACAGCCAAACAGGUUUCAACCAGUCUUCAAUUAAAACAGUUGGAUUUUCCAGUACAUCAUCAUUGUCAUCUGAAGGAUUUGGAUGUGACUUAGAAAAUUUUGAACCUGUUUCUGAGAAUUUAACUUUUGUGACUAAAAAAAGAACGCGAUUAGAUAACGAUCCAGUUUACGUAAAACGUGGGGCAAUGAAGAAAAAAUCAUGUGUUAUGGAAGAAGAAGUAGAAGCAUUAAAAAAAAUAAGUAGUGAGUAA
This is a messenger RNA of Solenopsis invicta (red fire ant), 850 nucleotides long. RefSeq lists its product as uncharacterized. The transcript has 2 exons. The coding region runs from base 395 to 850 and encodes 151 amino acids. Lineage: Eukaryota; Metazoa; Arthropoda; Insecta; Hymenoptera; Formicidae. The record is from RefSeq and is a predicted model, not a curated record.